Molecule: messenger RNA, 765 nt
Organism: Anoplopoma fimbria (sablefish)
Lineage: Eukaryota; Metazoa; Chordata; Actinopteri; Perciformes; Anoplopomatidae
Product: troponin T, slow skeletal muscle-like
Exons: 12
Coding region: 1-753 (250 amino acids)
Biological process (GO): regulation of muscle contraction; sarcomere organization; slow-twitch skeletal muscle fiber contraction
Cellular component (GO): troponin complex
Molecular function (GO): tropomyosin binding; troponin T binding
Source: RefSeq, a predicted model, not a curated record
AUGUCUGAGUUUGAAGAUCAUGGAGGCCAUCAAGAGGAUGAAGAUGAGGAGCAGGGGGAGGGAGAAGAACGCCCCAAAUACAAGCCGGUCACACAGCUCGCUGCCCCUAAAAUCCCUGAGGGGGAGAGGGUUGACUUUGAUGUAUGUUCCUUCAAGGAUAUCCAUAGGAAAAGGAUGGAGAAAGAUCUCCUGGAGCUGCAGACUCUGAUUGAUGUCCACUUUGAGCAGAGGAAGAAAGAGGAGGAGGAGCUGAUUGGACUCAAAUUCAGGAUUGAGAGCCGCCGGGCAGAAAGGGCUGAGCAGCAGCGUGUGAGGGCUGAAAAAGAGCGGGACCGACAGACACGGAUUGCAGAGGAGAGACAGAGGAAAGAGGACGAAGAGGCAAAAAAGAGGGCAGAGGAUGAGGCCAAGAAGAAGAAAGUGCUCUCAAACAUGGGAGCUCACUUUGGAGGGUUCCUGGCCAAGGCAGAGCAGAGGCGAGGCAAAAAGCAAACUGCGAGGGAAAUCAAGAAGAAGACUCUGGCAGAGAGACGCAAGCCACUGGCUAUUGAGACCCUGAGAGAGGAUGGCCUGAGAGAGAGAGCCAAGGAGAUGUGGGAAGUUAUCCACCAGCUGGAGUCAGAGAAAUUUGACCUGACUGAAAAGACGAAGAGGCAGAAGUAUGAGAUCAAUGUCCUCCUGAACAGAAUCCAACAUGCUCAGAAAUUCAAAAAGGUCCAUGGUAAGGGGAAGGUCGGAGGACGCUGGAAGUGAACUCACAAAGGA